CGUCGUAAACUUGUGAAGUCAUGAGUGGCCUUGAUUCCUUAGCCAUCAAUCUGAGAGCACAAGUCAAAUGCAUAGAUCUCUAUAUCAAUCUCACGCUCCUCUCAGCUUUCCCUUCUUCCGUUGCUAUAGAACGCACUUCUUCUCAUUCACAAGCAACUAUGCUUUCUUUCGUUCUCUAACUUCUCUUUUCUCUACUUUUUUGCUGAUCUCUGUUCUGCACUCUCUGACGAUCCCUUCUCUUCUUCCAAAACCGUUUCAUCCAUAAAGGAAAUUGUUUACGUUCACGCCAAGACUGGUAACUAAAGAUCAUAAAAGGAAUACUCAAAAACAUUCUCUAUUGUAAACAAGCAGAAAUGUUACCUCAAAUAUUAGCCAUCCCUACAAUACUAGUAGUGAUAUUCAUAUUCAUUCUAUCUGCUGCUGUGUUACUAUCAAAGCAACGCCAAGGUAAUGGAAAACAUCCACCUGGUCCCAAGACCCUACCAAUUAUUGGUAACCUCCACAUGCUAGGGAAACUACCACAUCGCACCCUUCAAUCCCUUGCCACAAAAUAUGGACCUAUAAUGUCCUUAAAGCUAGGACAGGUUCCAGCCAUAGUGAUUACUUCCCCUGAAACUGCUGAACUAUUCCUCAAAACCCAUGACAUUGCUUUUGCUAGCAGGCCUAAAUCCAUCUCAUCCAAAUACAUUUCUUAUGGUGGCAAGGGCUUGGUGUUUUCUGAGUAUGGUACCUACUGGCGCAACAUGAGGAAACUCUGCACCUUACAACUCCUUGUUGCAUCAAAAGUUGAAAUAUUUUCUCCCUUGAGGAGUGAGCACUUGGGAGAGUUUGUUAAGUCUCUCCAAAAAAGAGCUUCAUCAAGUGAGGUUGUGGACCUUAGUGACAUGGUGGCGGAUCUCAUUGAGAAUAUCACCUUUAAAAUGAUAUUGGGCCAUAGUAAGGAUGAUAGAUUCGAUGUAAAGAAUCUUGUUCGUGAAGUAUUGAUCUUGAUAGGAACUUUCAAUGUUUCAGAUUAUGUGCCCUGGGUUGGUGUGUUUGAUCUUCAGGGAUUAGUAAGACGAAUGAAAAAAGUAAGUAAAGAAUUUGACGAAAUGAUGGAGCUGAUUAUCAAAGAGCAUGAACAAUCUUCUGAUAACGACCAGAAUGGCCAACGCCAGAAGGACUUUUUGGACAUAUUCCUAGCACUCAUGCAUCAACCCAUUGAUCCUCAAGACCAACAGGGUCCUGUCAUUGAUAAAACAAAUAUCAAGGCUAUUUUGAUGACUAUGAUCAUCGCGGCAACUGACACAUCUGCUACAACAGUUGAAUGGGCCAUGUCAGAACUCCUAAAGUAUCCAAGGGUGAUGAAGAAACUCCAAGAGGAGUUGGAAAGUGCAGUGGGGAUGAAUAGAAAGGUGGAGGAGAGUGACAUGGAAAACUUGCCUUACUUGGAUUUAGUGGUGAAGGAGACACUAAGAUUGCACCCGGUUACACCUUUGUUAUUGCCUCGUGAGUGUCGAGAAGAUGUUACUGUUGAUGGUUAUUGCAUAAAGAAAAAGUCAAGGAUCAUUGUAAAUGCAUGGGCAAUAGGAAGAGAUCCUAAAGUUUGGUCAGAUAAUGUUGAAGUGUUUUAUCCAGAGAGAUUUGUAAAUAACAACAUAGAUAUUAGAGGACAUGACUUUCAACUUAUACCGUUUGGCUCUGGUCGCAGAGGGUGCCCAGGGAUUCAUUUGGGUCUUACUACUGUUAAGAUUGUUCUGGCUCAAUUGGUUCACUGCUUCCAUUGGGAGCUUCCAUUUGGCAUGUCCCCUGAUGACUUGGACAUGAGUGAGAAGUUUGGUCUCACAAUGCCAAGAAGUAAGCACUUGCUAGGUGUGCCAUCUUAUCGGUUAGCUGAGCCACCGCGUCCACCGGGGCCACCACGGCUACCGAUAAUCGGGAACCUCCACAACAUGGUAGGAGGAAGCGGAACACUCCCACAUCGUUCCCUGCAAUCCCUGGCCAAACGUUACGGUCCCAUAAUGUCCCUCCAACUAGGAAAUGUUCCAACGGUCGUGGUCUCGUCCCCGGAGGCCGCGGAACUGUUCCUGAAGGCCCACGACGUAGUGUUCGCGAACAGGCCCAAGUUGGAGGCGGCCCAAUACACGUACGGCCCGGAGAGCGUGGCGUUCGCGGAGUACGGCGCGUACUGGCGAAGCGUGAGGAGAGUGUGCACCACGCACCUGCUGAGCGCGUCGAAGGUGGAGUCGUUCGCAGGUUUGAGGAGGCGGGAAGUGGAGGCGAUGGUGCGGCGCGUGAGGGAGGCGCGUGAGGUUGUGGACGUGAGCGAGAAGGUGGGGGAAGUGUUGGAGGAUAUGGCAUGCAUGAUGGUGUUGGGACGGAACAAAGAUGAUAGGUUUGAUUUGAAGGGUAUUCUUGUUGAGACCAUGACUGUUUCCGGUGCUUUCAAUUUCGCAGAUUAUUUGCCUUGGCUUCGACCCUUUGAUCUUCAGGGAUUAACACGACGCUCGAAGAAAAUAAGUGAAGCACUAGAUAAGAUGUUAGAUACAAUGAUAGAGGAGCAUCAACUAUCUCCUACGACACAAGGGCACCACAAGGAUUUCAUUCACACGUUACUUUCCUUAAAGGACCAACCAAUUCAUCCCCACGAUGAACAUGCACAUAUAAUUAACAAAAGGAGCAUCAAGGGUAUUGUGUUUGACAUGAUAAUAGGUGCAUCAGAAACAUCAAGCAAUGUGAUUGAAUGGGCCAUUUCAGAACUUGUGAGGCAUCCAAGAGUGAUGGAAAAUCUUCAAAAUGAGCUAAAAAAUGUGGUUGGAAUAAACACCAUGGUGGAUGAAACCGAUUUAACAAAAUUAAGUUAUUUGGAUAUGGUUGUGAAGGAGACCCUAAGAUUACACCCCGUUGUGCCUCUUCUAGCCCCUCAUGAAUCCAUGGAAGAUAUAGUGAUUGAAGGUUACCACAUUAAGAAGAAGUCACGAAUUAUAAUAAAUGCAUGGGCUAUAGGGAGAGACCCUAAAGCAUGGUCUGAAAAUGCAGAAAUGUUUUACCCAGAAAGAUUUUUAAACUCUAAUAUAGAUUUUAAGGGACAAGACUUUCAACUUAUACCAUUUGGGUCUGGUCGUAGAAGUUGUCCAGGAAUUGUAAUGGGCUUGACCAUAGUUAAGUUGAUUUUGGCUCAAUUGGUACACUGCUUCAAUUGGGAACUACCUUAUGGCAUGAGUCAUGAUGAAUUGGAUAUGAAUGAAAAAUUUGGGCUAUCAAUGCCAAGAGCAAACCAUUUGCUUCUGAUACCAACUUAUCGUCAACUAAAUGAAACGUUGGUUAAUUGAUUUAGACAUGACACAAUGGUGGUUGAUCUUGUAUUAUAAUUAAAACUAGGAGAGAAUAGAGUAUUGUAUAAUUAUUUUAGCUUGUCGCCCUUGAGUACUCUUUAUUGUUUGUAGUUUGAAAUUUCGUCUUUUUCCAUGUAAGUUUAUUGAUAGUUCUUUUCCAAUUAAUUAAGAA
Molecule: messenger RNA, 3486 nt
Organism: Cajanus cajan (pigeon pea)
Lineage: Eukaryota; Viridiplantae; Streptophyta; Magnoliopsida; Fabales; Fabaceae
Product: cytochrome P450 CYP736A12
Molecular function (GO): oxidoreductase activity, acting on paired donors, with incorporation or reduction of molecular oxygen; monooxygenase activity; heme binding
Source: RefSeq, a predicted model, not a curated record